This is a messenger RNA of Harpegnathos saltator (Jerdon's jumping ant), 4576 nucleotides long. RefSeq names its product ribosome biogenesis protein BMS1 homolog. Gene Ontology annotation, biological process: endonucleolytic cleavage of tricistronic rRNA transcript (SSU-rRNA, 5.8S rRNA, LSU-rRNA); ribosome biogenesis; maturation of SSU-rRNA from tricistronic rRNA transcript (SSU-rRNA, 5.8S rRNA, LSU-rRNA). Gene Ontology annotation, cellular component: 90S preribosome; nucleus. The coding region runs from base 179 to 3985 and encodes 1268 amino acids. Gene Ontology annotation, molecular function: GTPase activity; GTP binding; U3 snoRNA binding. The transcript is spliced from 3 exons. The record is from RefSeq and is a predicted model, not a curated record. Lineage: Eukaryota; Metazoa; Arthropoda; Insecta; Hymenoptera; Formicidae.
UAAUUUUUUACAAAUAUGAAAGAUAAUUUAGUUUUCUUUAAUGAUUCUAGAAAUUUGUGCGAGUAGUUGCGUGUCAUAGAAAAAAAUAUAUAUAAAUUAUACCUACAUACGCAUAUAUAUCGAAAGAUAUAAUUCACAAAUAAUACAAAAAGUGUGCAUACAAGCUACAGCUAGCGAAAUGUCUGCAGCGAAUGAAACACAAGACUCAACGGCUAAACACAAGACCCACAGGGACCCUAAUGCGGGACGUAAGGCGGAAAAGAAGAAAGCAAAGAAAAAGCAUGUUCAGGAAUUAACAGAUAAGCAGAGGAAUCCAAAGGCGUUCACAUUCAACUCUGCGGUAAAAGCCGAGAGGAGAUUCAGGCGUAAGCAGGACAUUGAAACCAAAAAGCAGCAUAUACCUUUAGUCGAUAGAACACCUUUGGAACCUCCACCGAUCAUGGUGGCUGUGGUGGGACCGCCAAAAGUGGGCAAAUCUCUGGUUAUUCAAUGCUUAAUCAAAAGCUAUGUGAAGCAGCCUUUGACCAACAUACUUGGUCCAGUCACUGUUGUAUCUGGUAAAAAGCGAAGAAUUACUUUUAUGGAAUGCAACAAUGACAUCAACAGCAUGAUAGAUAUCGCCAAGGUGGCAGAUCUGGUACUGCUACUGGUAGAUGCAUCCUUUGGAUUUGAGAUGGAAAUAUUCGAGUUUCUAAAUAUAUGUCAGGUGCAUGGUAUGCCUAGGGUAAUGGGUGUACUCACUCAUCUGGACUUGAUCAAGAACUCUAAACAAAUGAGAAAAACAAAGAAGACACUGAAGCAUCGUUUCUGGACAGAGGUAUAUUCCGGCGCAAAACUGUUCUAUCUCUCCGGCUUGCUGCAUGACGAGUACCUGCGUAUGGAAAUUAAGAAUCUAGCACGCUUCAUAUCUGUAAUGAAAUUCAGGCCCUUGAUUUGGCGAACCACUCAUCCUUACAUUCUUGCUGAUAGAAUAGAGGAUCUGACAUCACCAGAAUUAAUCAGGCAAAAUCCAAAAAUUGAUAGAACAAUCAGUUUAUAUGGAUAUGUCAGAGGAAUUCCUUUGAAUAAAGAGACGUCUGUACACAUACCCGGCUGCGGAGACAUGAAGAUCAAGGACGUGAGCUUUCUACCAGAUCCCUGUCCCCUGCCGGAGCAAAUCAAGAAACGUGCCCUGGUGGAGAAGGAACGGCUUAUCUACGCACCGUUUUCCGGCGUCGGUGGAAUAGUCUAUGAUAAAGACGCCGUCUACGUGGAACUGGGUGGUAGUCAUUCCUAUAAGGAAGAAGACACUGGAAUAGCUAGUGUGUUAAUGAACACGCAGGAGACGCUUGACCAGAAACUCCAGCGCAGCGAGCUGCAAUUGUUCAGCGACGCCGCACCGAUCAAAUCACAGGAUGUAAACGAGACUAUGACACCUUAUAUAGGCAAAUUGGUGGUAGAGAACGGAAGAAUUCGUCGGAAAGUGGUAUUUAAUGAUGACAAAUCUAGCGAUGAUGCGGGCGAAAAUGUCAAUCAAAAUGAAAAUGAAAACAAUGAGAACGACGACAACGAUGAUGAUGUCGACAGUGACGUUGAAAAUGAAUCGAGCGAUGAGGAGACUGUGGAACUUGGAAGUGAGAAGGGCACCAAGAGGAAAAGAACCGAAAAAGACGAUACACAGAGUAAAAAGAAGAAAAUAUCGGCUACUGAAGUUGAAGAUGAUAUGAAUCUUGAUGAGAUUGAAUUGAUGAAAGAUAAGAGGAAGCAAGUUCUCCAAGAAAAUACUACGGGAGUGUACCAUUCUCUGAGUAAAGAAUCAGACGUACUAAUCAAGAAUAAGGUUUCGGAAGCACUAAGUUUCCUCGAGGCAACUAAGAAGAAUGCGAAACAAGACGGCGACGAUGAAAGUUUCGACGAGCUUAGUGACGGAGAUUCGCGUGCGGGAUUAGAGAUGGACGAUUCGGAUCAGACUAGUGAUUCCGAGGAGGAAGAACUAGAAGACGAGCAAGAAGACGAAGACAGAGAAGAGCACGAAGAAGAGGAAGAAGAAGAAGAAAAAAAGGAGGAAGAGGAGGAGAAGAAAGUAAAAACGAACAAAAAAGACGGUGAGAUGGACGAAAGCAAAGAAGUGGCGGAUGAGUUAAAGUGGAAGGUGAACUUAGCCGAGAAGGCGAAACAGGCGUUCAUUAAUCGCCAGCAAAACAACAAAAAUCUGAUGAAGCUAGUGUACGAUGUGUUGCAUAAGAACAACUCGUCGACCAACAAGGAAACGAAGAAAGAAGAGGAAGAGGAUGAAGAGGCCGGCGAAGAUAUAGGUGAGAUACUGCGCACGGUUCAAGAGAAGCAAAAGCAAAAAAUUCAAGAGCGAGAGUUGCAGAAUCAGGAGGAAUCAGUUUUCUUCACAACGGAGGACCCGCGUGAUUGGUUAGAGGAGGUGAACAAAACGCUAUUGAUCAACCGUUUUGUGACGGGCAAGUGGAAGGAAUCGGAGGAUGCUGAGGAGCUUCUGAAGUUGGAUGACAUGAACGACGAUGAGGAGGAGAUAUAUGGCGACUUCGAAGACUUGGAGACUGGGCAGAAGUACGAGGCAACUCGGCCGGCAUCCGAAGAGUUGCUAGCGGAGGACGAGAUGGAUGAAAAAAAGAAGUUGUUGGAGAAGAAGAGAAAGCUGAAAGAACAAUUUGACGCGGAGUACGAUAACUCGGAGACAAAAACGUACUACGACCAGCUGAAGGCCGAAGUCGAGAGGCAGGCGGGUAUCAACAAAUCAGAGUUUGAAGGUCUGGACGAUGAUAUGAGGGUACAGCUGGAGGGCUAUCGGCCGGGGAUGUACGUGCGUGUGGAGAUCGAGACGGUGCCGUGCGAACUGAUCACACAUCUAGACCCGACUUAUCCGCUCAUCAUCGGUGGUCUGCUGCACGGCGAAGAGAACAUCGGCUACGUGCAAGCGCGCGUGAAGAAACAUCGUUGGUACUCGCGGAUCCUUAAGAGCCGCAAUCCGCUUAUUUUUUCUGUAGGCUGGCGGCGUUUCCAGUCAUUGCCGAUCUACUCCAAGCUGGAGGAUAACCUGCGCCAAAGGAUGCUCAAGUACACGCCGGAACACGUGGCGUGUAUGAGUCACUUGUGGGGCCCUAUCACGCCACAAGGCACCGGAAUAUUGGCGGUGCAAGACGUUGCAAGCAGAGAGCCAGGCUUCCGCAUCGCGGCGACCGGCUCGGUUGUAGAAAUGGACAAGAGCACGCAGGUAGUGAAGAAGCUCAAACUGACCGGUGUACCCAUGAAGAUCUAUCGCAAGACCGCGUUCAUCAAAGAUAUGUUCAACAGCGCACUCGAGGUCGCCAAGUUCGAGGGUGCUAGGAUUAAAACAGUAUCGGGUAUCCGUGGGCAGAUUAAGAAGGCGGCGGCCAAGCCGGAAGGUUGCUUUCGUGCUACAUUCGAAGAUAAGAUACUGCUGAGCGACAUAGUGUUCUGUCGCACGUGGUAUAAGAUCGACGUGCCGCGCUUCUACAACCCGGUGACAUCGCUGCUCUUGCCACCGGCCGAGAAGAAUCAAUGGCGAGGCAUGAAGACUACGGGGCAACUGAAGCGAGAGAGGGACAUCCGCGCCGAGGCCAACAGAGAUUCCAUGUACACGGCGAUUCACCGAGAGCCUAAGGUAUUCAAACCGCUCUACAUACCGCGGAAGUUGCAGAAGGAGUUGCCGUACAGAGACAAGCCAAAGCAGGCCCCGCCGCCGAAUCGCAAUCCCAAGUUCGGCAAGGGCAGAGUCGCCGUGGUGCGCGAGCCCGAGGAGCGAAAGGUCGCGCGUCUCAUGAGAAUGAUCAGGACGAGUUACGCGCGCAAGCAGCAGCAGACCAAACAGGCGAUGACAAAGAGAAUCACGGAAUAUCAAGCGCGAGUUGCAGCGGAAGGAACCAAGAGAUUGAAGAAGCAAAGGGAAAUGAAGAAAGAGGUAUUCAGGAAUCUUAGCAAGCUGGAGAAAAAGGAAAAACGAGUAAAAAAGUAAAGUGUUUGGAGAAAAAGAGUGUAUAUAAUGAACGCUGGUUGAACGAAUGAUCGCCGAUAGUGCCGUUGAUCUCGUCGGACCCGGCCUCCGCGGUGUUGAAACUGAUCUUAUUCGUGGGGUGUAGCUUCAAGCGACCGUCGCAAUAUCGUCGUACACAACAGACCAUCUACCUACAAUUAAAUCUCACUGAGUAUAUUGUAAAUAUUGUAAAUGAAAUUAACGAAACAAAUAUUGCUUUAUAUAGAAAUAUAUUUGAAAUAUUGUUUAUGUACAUAUAUUAAAGAUAUGUAAACUAUUUUAGUAUUUCUGCUGAAAGAAAAUUAAAAUUAAAAUUGGAGCGCGCACGCGCUGCCCUUCCGGAGUCAAUAAAUCGCCGGUUAACUGUAGCAAUUCGAAGAUGAAAAACGUUUGCGUCUCUUUCGGAAUUAGCGGAGGCUUCCGAUACGUCUCGUCGAGGCAGCCGGAGGUAAAUUCCAUCCCCUAUUCGAUCGCGAUCGUGCGAUCGCCCAGUAAUCAGCGUAUCGCGAGAACUCGAGUAACCACCAACUUCGCUUCAUCGGCCUCAUCCUCCCCUCUCUCUCUCUCUCUCUC